AACGAGAAGAAAUUAGAGCAUCUAUGGCGGCUGAAGGGAGCAAAGGAGAGACUCAAGUUGGUGAAGGCUGAUUUAAUGGAAGAGGAGAGCUUUGACGAAGCAGUCAUGGGUUGCCAAGGAGUCUUCCACACUGCUUCUCCAGUUCUUAAACUCACUCUCGAUCCAAAGACAGAAAUUCUAGAACCAGCUGUACAAGGAACAUUGAAUGUACUGAGAUCUUGUAAGAAGAAUUCUUGUCUGAAGCGCGUGGUCUUCACAUCAUCUUCUUCGGCUGUAAGAGUAAGACAUGAUUUUGAUCCUCAAAUUCCUCUUGAUGAGUCAUCUUGGAGCUCUCUGCAACUCUGUGAAACUCUUCAGGUUUGGUAUGCUUUAUCAAAAACUAUGGCUGAGCAUGCUGCUUGGGAAUUUUGCAAAGAGAAUGGAAUUGACCUAGUCACCGUCCUACCCUCAUUUGUAGUUGGGCCUAGUUUGCCUCCGGAAUUAUGUUCAACAGCAUCCGAUGCGCUUGGUUUAUUAAAAGGGGAAACAGAAAGAUUUAAAUGGCAUGGAAGGAUGGGUUACGUUCACAUAGAUGAUGUUGCAACCUCCCACAUCCUUGUUUAUGAGAAUGAAAAAGCAAAAGGACGGUAUCUUUGUUCUUCAACUGUUGUAGAUAAUACUGAACUAGUAUCCAUUUUAAUAACACGUUAUCCAUCACUCUCUAUCCCUAAGAGUUUCGAUCAAUUGGACAGACCUUACUACGAAUUUAACACGUCAAAACUUAAGAAGUUAGGCUUGAAUUUCAAAUCGAUUGAGGAGAUGUUUGAUGAUUGCAUUGCAUCGUUGGUGGAACAAGGCUAUUUAGAAGGAGUUUAAUUAGUUGUCUACAAAAUAUUAUGAAUAUUAGUCAAUGUACCUUGUAAAAUGAAGAAAGAAGGUUGUGGUUUUGGGUGGCAAUUGUUGGUGUAGGUUUGAGUACUACAUGUGGACACGUAUCCACGUGAAGGCUAGUGGCUUGUGUGGCUGCAAUUGCUACCUUCUUUCUAUCAUCAAACACAGGGUCCUUGAUAGACCCACUUAAACA
Molecule: messenger RNA, 1063 nt
Organism: Carica papaya (papaya)
Lineage: Eukaryota; Viridiplantae; Streptophyta; Magnoliopsida; Brassicales; Caricaceae
Source: RefSeq, a predicted model, not a curated record